UAUUGUCUUCUUCACGAGUCUUGUUCCCAAUUCCCAAGACAAAUUGUUUUUUUUUUUCCUUCUUCUUAUGUGACUUCUCAGUUUCUUUAGAAGCCAAAGGAGAAAGAAAGAAGGAGAAAGAAAAGACUCUCUUUGAUCUCUUUCUUCACUAAUCUUUUUUUUACAUAUGGCAGCUGCAGCGGUUGAGCCGGCGGUGACGACGAUGUUCCCUGGCUUCAAAUUCUCUCCGACAGACAUCGAGCUUAUUACUUAUUACUUGAAGAGGAAGAUAGAUGGUUUGGAGAGGUCUGUUGAGAUUAUACCUGAGGUUGAGAUUUACAACUUCGAGCCUUGGGAUUUACCUGAUAAGUCAAUUGUGAAAUCUGACAGCGAAUGGUUCUUUUUUUGUGCUCGUGGUAAGAAGUAUCCCCACGGUUCACAGAAUAGAAGAGCAACCAAGAUGGGAUAUUGGAAAGCCACAGGGAAAGAACGUAAUGUGAAGUCAGGUUCCGAGGUGAUUGGAACUAAGAGAACGCUUGUAUUCCACAUUGGCCGUGCGCCAAAAGGCGGAAGGACCGAAUGGCUUAUGCAUGAGUACUGCAUGAUUGGAGUGUCACUGGUAAACUAUUUUCGGGAUGCUCUAGUUAUUUGCCGACUUAGGAGGAAUACUGAAUUUCAAGGAGCUACAAUUCAAAAGUCACCACAGCCAAAUACAUUACCUGAAAAGCACGUAAACACGCAGAAUGACGCUAUCUCAGAAAGUAUAUCUGAUUGGGAAAAUAUGGUUGAUUUUUACUUGUCAAGUGAGUCAGGGCAGGAACUACUUAGUGAGAUAGCAGAAUCUUCACAAUCUUCACAAAAUCCACAGGUUCCUAGUGAAGAAGAUUUCUAUGCGGAUAUACUGAGGGAUGAAAUAGUAAAGCUAGAUGAUCCAGCGGUCUCCGGUAAUACACUAAUCAAUGUGCCAAGGCUUCAAGCAGAGUCCAACACCACAAGAGUACUGCCUUUACCAAACAUGGUAGACAUACAAAUGCAAUCAUUGCUACAGAAACUGCCAUUACAAAAUGACACUGGAGAAGAGAACAACAUAUCCAUGUCAAAUUGCUUUAUCGGUAUCUACUCGAUUAAGUCUAUAAACCGAGCACGAUGGGACGUUGUAGCUUGGGUGCUGGUCAUGAUAGCCGUGUUGGUGUUUUAUCUAGUGUGAGGUUUAAUGAAAAGAUCUUCUAGGCAUUUUACUUGGUUCUGUUUUGAUGUUGAGAGAAAUGUUUUGUUACUUGUGUUAGGCUUAGCUAGUUUGUGGUAUCAUUCUCUCCAUUAUAUUUAUAUUGUAGUAUCUAUGUGCACCGAGUAUAUCAACAUUAGGCUAUCGAGAGAUAUGUAAUUCUGUUUCAGGCAGAUUUUAUAUCUUUAUAAAAAUUCAUUUUGAACCCA
This is a messenger RNA of Capsella rubella, 1413 nucleotides long. Its product is annotated as NAC domain-containing protein 60. The transcript has 4 exons. The coding region runs from base 167 to 1186 and encodes 339 amino acids. Lineage: Eukaryota; Viridiplantae; Streptophyta; Magnoliopsida; Brassicales; Brassicaceae. The record is from RefSeq and is a predicted model, not a curated record. Gene Ontology annotation, biological process: regulation of DNA-templated transcription. Gene Ontology annotation, molecular function: DNA binding.